AUGUAAACCUCACGAUUAUAGAUUGAAUAACCAUGCUAAACCUUUAAUAAUCGCAAAUCCCGGACCAUUUUACAUUUGUUUCCAUUAUCAUUAGUUUUUUAUCGUUCAAACAAUUGCCUUAUGGACGUAGACGUUACGGUUUUGUUUUCAGUCCCACAUUGCUCUUUAUGAUAUCUACAUUUUAAAAACAGUUAAAAAUUUAAUUUCUCUAAAAUCACCGUAUCCCGCGUAUUAAUAAAAAAAAUCCCAAUCGAGGUAAUAGUCAUGGCUGACAGUAAAAGCGUCGAGACAAACGACAUAUUCCAAGAUUUAGACAUCGAGAAAUUGGAAGUAAACGUAAUCGAAAGCCUGUGUUUUAGCUGCGGAAAAAACGUAAGUGUAGUUUUUGAUUAUACUUUAAACAUUAGUUAUACAAUUAUUUUAUAUCUACUUAUUGUAAUUUAUAUUCUAAUGUAUUUACCUUAUUUUGUAUUCAAAUCUUGUUAAAAGGAAAAAAAUAUUUACAUAGGUACAUAAAUUAACACAUUAUGCAGAUAAAAUAUGUGAUUUAUGUAACAUUAUGUUAGUCUAAUUUUGUGUACUAUCUAUUCAUUGGAACCUGUAAAUUAUCAAUAUUGACAUGAAAAUAACAAAUUUAUUCAAAUGCAUACCAUUUUGAGUCUUUUUUUUAUCUGGUUUACAUGACGCAUAGACUACAAAAACUAAAGAUAUUAAUUAUUAUUGUUUAGGUACAUACAUUUGAAGGGCUAUGGGAAAGAACAAUAAUAGUCAUUAUCCUUAAAAUGUUCAGUGAUGCAGUUUUAAAGUUUCAAAUGUUCAUUAAAACCUUAUUAUACCUUAUAUUUAUACCUUUGUUAUAUCACUGUGAUAUUUAUGCCCCAAUGCAUAUCAGAACCAAAUGAUAAGAUGAUAAUAUUAUAACUUUCCUAUUUACCUAUUUAUUAUUAUUUUUUUUUUUUUUUGCUUUUAUUGUUUUUCCCCAUAACACUUCAUUUGUAUUUUCAAAUUAGUAAUCUACUGAUAACAUUGUUAGGCAUGAUAUUGAUUUCCAAUAUUUAAAAUUGUGUUUUUGUAAUACUGUCAUUGGUUUUAUAUAAUUUAAUUAAGUGCAAUAUUUUACAAAAUGUCUUUUCCUGUAAACAAUUGCUAUUGAAUAAACUAAAUAAUAAGAUAGAGCCUGAUACCUAUUUGAAAUUAAAAAAGAAAUAACAUUAUGUUUAGGGCACUACUCGAAUAUUGUUGACUCGCAUACCAUUUUAUAAAGAACUUGUCAUAUCAUCAUUUGAAUGUCAGCAUUGCGAUUAUAAAAACAAUCAGUUGGACCCGGCCAUUGAAAUAAAACAACAAGGAGUUCGCAUUAAUUUGGAUAUUGAAACCAAAGAAGAUUUGGAUAGAUAUGUAAUUACAACGGAUUACACAAGUAUAAAAAUUGAAGAGUUGGAUUUUGAAAUACCUCCAAUGUCUCAAAAAUCACAAGUAACUACCAUAGAGGGUAUUCUUUCUAAAACUAUCAUUAAUUUAAGUGAACAAAAAAAAGUAAUUGACCAAACUCAUCCCGAACUCGCAGAAAAGAUGGAAGUCGUAAUUACUGGACUAGUCAACAUUAAAAAUCUUAGUAUACCCCUUCCAAUGGUAAUUAUUUGUACAUUAUUACUUUUAAUAUUUCAUACUCACUUGAAUUAUAUUAUUUUAGGUUUUUGAAGAUGUGACUGGUAACAUAUUUGUUUCAAAUCCAUAUGCACCAUCAGCAGAUCCUAGAAUGAAAAUUGAAUCAUUUAAUCGAGAUAGUACUCAAAAUGAAAUGAUCGGUUUAGCUACGGAAAACCAAACUGAAAAUAUUAUCAAACCAUUAGGUAGUUUUAAUGAAUCUGCUGUGACUGAAAUUGCAGACGAAAUUGUCCAGUUUAAUAAUCCUUGUCCUAACUGUUAUGCAAUAUGUGAAACCAAUAUGAAAGUUACUGGUAAUUGUAUUGUUAAUUGUUUGGUAACAAUAUAUAUAAUAGUGAGUAUAUUAUUAUUAAAAUUUAAUUAUUUAUAGAUAUUCCAUAUUUUAAACAAGUUGUGAUCAUGGCUACUCUGUGUGAUGAAUGUGGUUAUCGUACCAAUGAGGUUAAACCAGGAGGUGGUAUUGAGAAACAGGGAAUCAAACUGUCUGUUAAAGUUUCAUCUCCAGAAGACUUAAAUAGAGACAUUUUAAAAGUAAUAAUGCCUAAAAUAUUAAUUAAACUGUAAUCAUGACAUUGAUUUAUUUUCAGUCUGAAACAUGUUCUCUACAAAUUCCUCAAUUGGAGUUUGACGCUGGCCCACUUUCUUUGAGUGGCCGUUUUACUACUAUUGAAGGUCUAUUAGGAGCAUUAUAUGACCAGUUGAAAGAUACUGCUACAGCUUUUUACUCCGGAGAUAGUCAGUGCGAUACAAUGAUUGCCAAAACUGAAAGAUUUUUGUCGAAAUUACAAAAAAUAAAAUUAUGUGAAAUGCCAGUUGAUAUUAUACUUACAGAUCCAGCUGGAAAUAGCUACAUACAGGUGUGUUUCAAUACUAAUUAUCAUUCUACAUAAUACCAUUUUCUUCUUUUUGCCUUUUCCUCCAGCUAUUUGGGAUCAGCUACCCCAGUUGGUUACCUAUCCUCAUACCAGUCAAUUUCUAUUUAUUGUUUUUCUUCUACACAUAUCAAGUCCCACAGGCAUUAUUUAACAUAUUUACAGAUGUUUAUCUUGUUGAUAUACAUUCAGUGUUCCAAAAAUCGCUUCUAUUGCAAAUUAUUUUUCAAAAUAAUUUUAACUAAACUUAAUCAAAUAUAAGGUUGCUGUUGUGCUACAUCAUUUAAAAAAUUAUUGAAAAAAAAACAAAUGAUAGAAUUCAUACAAAAAUAAAAAACCGCUAUUAAAUGUUAUUUAAAAUCUAGUGCUACCUCCUCUUGCCUUAGUGCAACAACAAUAGCAUCUUGAAGGUCAUAGAGGGUUGUUGGGAUAGGAUCACGUGACCUCACAGAGUUAUCCCAGAGGUUCUCAAUUGGGUUGAGGUCUGGACUUCUCAUUGGCCAGUGCAUAAUAGGGAUCCUAAUCUUUUCUGUGUAAUUUCUUAUAAUUAAUGCGGUUUGAGAACAAUCUAUAUGAAAUUAAUAUAAACCCAUUGCCAACAAAACACGCUAUGGUAUCACACGCUCUUCUAGGAUUUCUUUGAGAUUGAUGAGAAGUCAUCAAUCCUUGGUCGUGAAUACCACUGGUCCAGUAAAUGCACACAAGCACAGUCUUACUGGUGAUGAAAAUGCCACCCCAGAACAUGCAUAAGCCACCCCCAUACUCCACUGUCUCCUCAGUACAAGCUUUUGCAAACCUACCUUUGGUACACUUUCUUUCGUCUCUCAUUGCAGAAUACACACAUCCUCGUUUCAUCCAAAAAAAAGUACAGUCCUCUAUUGGCUGAAAGUCCAAUUAACGUGUUCACGGAAAAACUGCAACUGUUACUUGCAGUGCUGUGUAGUCAGUUUUGGACCAGUAGCUGGUCUGUGGGCCACAGUUUUCUGUUCUUCUAACUUUCUCCUAACCAUAGAGAUGCUUACUGUUGUACAGCAAGCUGUGUAGAGUUGCUGUUGCAGCUUUACAGCAUUGGAAAUCGAUUGCGUAAAUAGUCAAGACAAUAAAGCGAUAGUCUCUUUUAGUUGUAUAGUAUUGUUAGACUGAUCUGGAUGGACCAGUCUCUUGAUACCAUUGGAAAUCUUGUUUAAUGAGAUAUUUUUUUGGAACUAAUUAUUUAAAGUAUAUUCACAUAUAUUCUUUUCAAUGUUUAGAUUUUGGUGAAUGACCUGCAUUUGACACUUUAAACUGCUAUUACUAUAGCCUAAGCAUAUAAGAUAAGAUCGGAUAUAUUUAUAAAUUUUUCUAAUAUCCCCUAUAAUAAUUAUAAUAUAAUUAUUGUUUAUGAAAUGAAACUAUUAUCAAAUAUUUAUCAAUUGUUUGUAUCAAAUGUAUUGAUUUAGAAAAACCAAGUUUUGAAACUUAUUUUUAGAGAUAUGAAUUUUUGUGUAGCUGAGUGUAUUUGUAUUUAAAAAAAAUACUAUGAUGACAUAUUUAAAGAUUAAUUUAUUAUGAAUUAGUGAUUUUCUCAGGAUUUUAAGUGAAUUUGAUAUCCUUUUUUUUUUUUUUAUAUAUAUAUAAUUUUCUAACUUUUAUUUUUACAAGAACAGUUAGUAGGUAUUUUAUUUCUAGCAAUGAUGCUAUGAUUCAAAUAAUCAAUUUUUUUGGAUAUGAGAUAGUUAAGAUGGUGAGUCUAACAAUAUUGAAUAUUCUUCAAAUUAAUAACAUAAUACUUAAUCUAAAACAAAAGAAAUAAUGUGGUUAAUGUUAUGCAUAUCAAAAUGUUUAAAAAAAAUAUUCUUUAAUAAAAUCUUUAUUCUAUUUAAGGGGUAUCUAUUAGAGUAUUAAAAGUGUAUAUAAAUUAAAGGUAUUAAUAGGGGUAAAAAAUUAAAAAUAGUGUUAAAUAAAGCUUAGAGGAUUCCAUGUUUGAAAAAAAUUAAUCAAAUUCACUAAAAUUCUGAAAAUUGCUGGUUUAGCAUAUAUGUAUCGCCCAAAAUAUAUAUAUAUUUUUUUUUUUUUAAGAGUUUAACACCGCCAGAUUUGGAUCCAAAACUGACUAUCACUAAGUUUGAUAGAACUGAUGAACAAAAUGAAGAACUUGGUUUGAAUGAUAUGAAAGUUGAGGAAUAUAAUUGAAAGCUAAAUAAUUCAUAAUUAUUAUAUAAAAUAUUAAGAUCCAUUAUUUAUACAUUGUAAAGUUGUUAAAACUUUAUUGAAAUAGCUUUAAAAUGUAUGUAUAUUAGUAUUAAUUCUUUAUUAUGCAUUAUAUAAACUUGUUGCGCUCAGAAUCAAUUCUUGAAAUCAUAAAAAAUAAAGAUAAAUAACCUAAAAUUAUACUGUUUCAGUACUAAUUGAAAGUGCAGUAGCAAUUUAGUUCACAAUAAGAUAAUCCAUUUAUUUUUGAUUUUUCAAAAUUGAUUAUAUUUAAGAAUAAUAAGAGUUGAUUAUAAUCUGAGAAUAUUUAUUAAGAUAAUUAUGUAACAAAUAAAUCAUUAGUUAUGUAAACAUGUUUAUUACAAAUAAUGUAUUUAUUAAAUUUAAUUUAAAACUUAACACAACACAACCAUAACCAUAUUACACAUUAUUUUUUGAAUUAUGACAAUUAUAUUUUGUUAACCUUAAAUAUUUUAUAUAGGUUUUAUUUUACUUUUUCAAAAACUGCUUUCACCUAUUGAAAGUGGGAAACUUUUAUUUGACAUCUAGUCGAAAAGUAUACAAUUUUAAUUUCAUUCAACUAACUAAAUGAUGACUUCUCAUAAAAUUUGAUGAAUUCAAAUUUCAAGAAUUGAUCCUUUAAUAUAUAAAUAUAUAUAUAUCCUUAUAAAAUUAUGCUUCAUAUUUUAUUAUUAUUGGAAAACUAUUCAAAUAGUUAUAAUGGUUUACAUAUUAUUAUAAUCAUCAGUUAUAGCUAAUUAUUAGUGACAUUUUUAAAUAUAAAUAAUCAAUACACUAAAAAUAUUUCAGGUCAAGUAUUUUCUUUUUAUUUAUUUGAUUUCAAACAUCUCUUUCCCCCUCUUAAAAUCAAUUGAUUUUACUAUAUGUUUCGAUUUGGAGCAUAGCAGGGAUUUAUUGGUUUUACUAUGAUGUGUUGUCUUUUUUGAUAUAAUUACUUUGAUAUCUCAAGUAUUGUACCUUUUUUAAAAGAAAAUGUUGGUUCAUUAGAGAUCAUUUUUGG
Cinara cedri is the source of this 5751-nucleotide messenger RNA. The record is from the annotation of a GenBank genome assembly. Lineage: Eukaryota; Metazoa; Arthropoda; Insecta; Hemiptera; Aphididae.